UUUUCUUUUCCCCAGUAUAACCGUGUCACCCAAUUAUUACCUCCUCCCCACAUUACUUUUUCAAUCCCAACAAAACGAGGGUCCCAAAUUUCUCCAAUAAAAAAAUCAAGCGGUCCAGAAUCACCCAUAAUAAUAAAAAUUAAAAUCAAGAAAAAUGGUGGCACUGGUGGUCAAAAUUUGACGAAGCCGUACCUCUCCAAGCUUAAAAGGGAGAAAGGAACAAAAAAGAAAAUAAUAAUAAUAAUAAAAAAACAAAGUACACGAAAGGUAAGUUGUUGUGGUGUUUUUCUGUAGUUUGAUUGCUAAGAAAAGUAUCGAUCGAGAUAGAAAAAAUAAGAGGGAAUUUGGAUUUUGAUGAUAAAGUUGAUGGGCAUGGAGUUUUGAAAUGGGUAGCAUGAUUGGAUCAUUGAGUUUCCAUAUCGCCAACGACUGCUAUUCUUUGAAGAAGCUAAUACCGUUGAAACGUCGCUGCUUUCGGUUGGGAUCAAAGUUUGUUGUUGAUAUCGAGUCAAUACCAUCGGAGGAGUUCGCUUCUCCUUAUUUGCGCUUCUUCAAGCGCGCUUCAUGACCAUGAUCCCUUGCCCCCGAUUUUCUCUUGGAUCUCGCUCGCAGAUCCACCGCCACCGCUACCACAACCAAAAACAACUUCCUAGCUUCCGUUUCUCUUCCUUAUGGACCCCACUUCUCGCCCCGCUGUCGUCAUCGAUAACGGCACUGGGUAUACUAAGAUGGGAUUCGCGGGUAAUGUAGAGCCGUGUUUUAUUGAACCAACAGUAGUAGCAGUUAACGAGUCGUUUCUAAAUCAAUCUAGAACUUCUUCAAAAUCAAAUUGGUUAGCUCAGUAUUCAGCUGGGGUAAUGGCAGAUCUUGAUUUCUUCAUUGGAGAUGAAGCAUUUGCGAGAUCGCGGUCAAGUAAUACUUACAACCUUACCUAUCCUAUUAGGCAUGGUCAAGUGGAUAAUUGGGAUGCUAUGGAACGGUAUUGGCAGCAAUGUAUAUUCAAUUAUUUACGGUGUGAUCCUGAGGAUCAUUACUUUUUGUUGACCGAGAGUCCCCUUACUGCUCCUGAGAAUCGAGAAUAUACGGGUGAAAUUAUGUUUGAGACGUUUAAUGUUCCGGGGCUUUAUAUUGCUGUGAAUUCUGUCCUUGCUUUAGCAGCUGGGUACACUACGUCAAAGUGUGAGAUGACAGGGGUGGUAGUGGAUGUUGGAGAUGGAGCUACACAUGUUGUACCUGUUGCAGACGGUUAUGUUAUUGGGAGCAGCAUUAAAUCAAUACCAAUAGCUGGAAAAGAUGUAACUCUCUUCAUACAGCAGCUCAUGCGGGAAAGAGGAGAGAAAAUUCCACCGGAGGACUCAUUUGAAGCAGCUCGGAAAGUGAAGGAGAUGUUCUGCUAUACUUGUUCUGAUAUUGUCAAGGAGUUCAACAAGCAUGACAAAGAACCUGCAAAGUACAUUAAACAAUGGAGAGGUAUUAGACCAAAGACAGGGGCACCAUACUCCUGUGAUAUUGGUUAUGAACGAUUUUUAGGCCCUGAGGUUUUCUUUAGUCCUGAGAUCUAUAGCAGUGAUUUUACAACUCCUUUACCAGCUGUAAUAGAUAGGUGCAUUCAGUCAGCACCAAUUGACACAAGAAGAGCUUUGUAUAAGAAUAUAGUGUUAUCUGGUGGAUCAACCAUGUUCAAAGAUUUCCACAGAAGGUUGCAGCGAGAUCUGAAAAAGAUUGUGGAUGCCCGAGUUCUUGCAUCUGAUGCACGGCAUGGUGGGGAAAUAAAAGCACAACCUGUGGAAGUUAAUGUUGUCAGUCAUCCUAUCCAAAGAUUUGCAGUUUGGUUUGGAGGUUCUGUACUUGCAUCAACACCUGAAUUUUUUGCGGCAUGUCAUACAAAAGCAGAAUAUGAGGAAUAUGGAGCAAGCAUUUGCCGCACAAAUCCUGUUUUUAAGGGGAUGUAUUGAGGCAAAUAACUAUUUUUCAGCUGAUUAUCGAAAAAUCAUUAUACUAAGAUGCUCAAGUGGGUGACUUGCUAUUUCCACUUCCAUCAUGCACAUCAGUUUACUUCCGAUGUUCCUGCUUUGAUUGGUGCUCAUGUGUAUUGGUUGUAAGAGGUGGGUAAAGCAUGGUUGCCACUAGCCAGUCUCAAUUGCCAUGGUCAAAAAAGGAAAGUUCUUACAUUCAUUCUUUAAUUAGGAGUGGUGCUCACAGCAGCCUAUAGAAUGCAGUCAGCAGGCCCUGCCAACACUUAAGAAUCAGAUGGAGUAUCAAAUAGUUGGAAAAAAAAUCAGCUGAGCUUAAUUGCAUUUUUAGUGUUCAGUUUACUUAGGAUGUGAUAGAGAUUUGACAAAAAAAAAAAAUUUCUCAUCUUGGGAGUAGGGUGGUUGGUUGUGUUUUGAAGGUAGCCGCAGCAAACACAGUGGUGAUUCUGUGCCUUUGUUCCACCAGUACAUUUUCUGUUAGAAAGCAAGAUUGGAGUACUAAUUUUGAGUUAGAAAUUUGUUUUUUUUUUUUGUGACAUUUUAUAAUUGGUAUUAGUCUUUUGUGUACCAUUGAUGAAAAGCUAGCUAAGUUUCAAAUAUGGGUUAGUUGUAAUUUGAGUAGCAGUGUGCACAAUAGGUACAUUUUACAAUGAUUACGAUUUUUUUCUAUGGGAUUUAUUCUUUCGUUAUUUUUCCAAGUUCAAUUUUCCAAUUUACAGGCUUUCUGGCAU
Messenger RNA from Durio zibethinus, 2704 nucleotides. RefSeq names its product actin-related protein 3. The record is from RefSeq and is a predicted model, not a curated record. NCBI's taxonomy places the organism in Eukaryota, Viridiplantae, Streptophyta, Magnoliopsida, Malvales, Malvaceae.